CUUGAGGAAAGUGAAAGCCAACGCCCCACUGGCAGCUCCUGAGUCCUUUCCUCCUUGCAGAAAGAAAGAAAGAGAGAGAGAGAGAGAGGGCAGAUUUGUCUACCGAACCAGACAGCAGCUCUUAUUUUCAGCGGGGAAGUUGAGUCAGGUGGUAGGAAAAAGACCACACAGCCGCCCUGAGCCGGAGCUAGCAGGACAACUUCACGGGGACCGGCCUGAGCAACACUUUUUUUAACGGUCCGACACAAGUCAAAUCAAGUUUGUUUAUUCAAACGCUGCUCGCCGAGCCGUGCAGAUAAGCUGAAGACAUAGCCUUUAUUAUACACUUUGGACUGCUAGAGCUUAAAGUUAGUUGUUGCGAAAAUGGCUGAUACCGAUGCCAGCCCCGGUGCCAACUGCCUGGAGAAUCUGAAAAGUUACGUGAAGACCAAAAAAGGUUUUAUUCUCGCCGCAGAAAUACUCAUCAGCUUCAUCGUCAUCAUCUGCUUCGCUGCGUCUGUGUGUGGUGGCUACUCCGCUGUGGCCAUCUGUGAGAUGAUCUUCGCCAUUAUCUUCUUUGUUGUCUUCAUGAUGCAGCUGGACAAGCAGAUCCAAGUGGUCAACUGGGUCUGGAGUGAUCUUAUUCGUGCUGCCAUCGGUGCUGGCCUCUAUAUCAUCACCUCUCUGAUUUGGAUAGCUAGAGGAAGCGGGGAUGGCGCUUGUAUCGCAGGCGGGGUGUUUGGUUUGAUCGCUGGACUGCUGUUUGCCUACGACACCUAUACCAUCUUUCUGCAGAUCAAGAGCGCCAGGCAGCAGGCUUCCACUGAUGACAGAGUUUAAACACUCCAAGACACUUGCUCCCCUGUCAAGUACACAGCAGAAGAGCAGAAAAAACAAAACAGAAGUUCAUGCAGGAGUUAACAGAGAGAGAGAGAGAGAAGAGUGGAUCAGAAUGUAAGGUGGACACUAGAAAAUGACCAGGUCACAAAUUAACCAAUGUCACUGUGUGGUGCGAAGAGAAUAGGGCUUUCUUUUAGGGCCCUGCCUGAGUGGAGGAUGCCAUAGCCGAAAAUGCAGUGAGACGUGAAUGGGAAAAGUAAGUGGUAGAUCCGUGCCUGCAUGUUGGACGGAAGCAUAUCUACUAUGUGAGGAAUUCCCCUCAAAAACCUUCACUCCAACCUCAAUGUACCACUGAUUGCUCAAUGUUUGGUUCGAUAAAAAAGGGAAAGAUGUAAAUAAUACAACAAUGUAAAGCUUUGGGCGACAUCUUGAAGCAGCUUGUCAUGUUAAUUAAUAUCAUACAGGUGUGUCUACUGUUGUAAUGUAGAGAGUGCGUCAUGCUCAUCCUGUCCACCUUUGCAGGUGUGUUGUGUGUGUUUAUAUGUUACAAAUAAUUGACAUAUGAAUGGGUGUAUUAGGAACUGUUUAACAUUGUAAUAGUUUAUUUUAUACGUUUUCAGUGAGGACUGCGAGUUAGUUUCUCACCCAAACAUUUCCUUCUCUCAAGGGUUCAACAUGGCUCUUCACAGAGCUCCCAGUGUGAUAUGGUGCCUUGAAAUAUUUGAAUUAACCAUCCCUGUUAAAUUUGUUCUUAUUGUUCAGUGAUGCCUUCAGAUCUACUUUUUUACCUAACUUCUUCGAUCAGCUGUCUUUUUCCUCUUCUUCUACUGAUUGGAGAUUAGUCUCCACUCUUAGGUUUCCAUUAAUCACCAAAGAACUGCUCACUCUUGCAUUUGUAAAAUAAUUCAAGUUGCAAAGUUGAACUGUUAUCCUUCUGUUUUGCCUGUCUACUCUGAUUCUUACUCAGGUCAUGUCUUUUUUGUUUACGUUUGUAACAAAUGCGCAAGGUGCAGAUUAUUUUCUAUUGACAUUUUAUACAGCCCAGAAGGAUUUCCUUUGGUUUGUGGCUUGUGGUUGUGUGGCCUUUUUUGGUUAUGAAAGAUAAAGCAAAAUUCAUGCUUGGGAAAGUCACAUAGUUGGCAUUUUACAAUGUGCAUAUCAUUAUUUUAAUAUUUUCUGUAAAUUCUUCCUCUACCCUAGAUAGUUUUUUGUCCAAGAAAACAUGGCCUCCCUGUUUUUUCUAACAUGUUUGAUAAGAGUUUGCAAUUUGUCAUUUCAAAUUUUGAAGCAAUGGUUCUUUGAGAAAUAAAAGCCAUUGCUACUACAAA
Messenger RNA from Myripristis murdjan (pinecone soldierfish), 2147 nucleotides. It is a transcript of the gene plp2b, whose product is annotated as proteolipid protein 2b. The record is from RefSeq and is a predicted model, not a curated record. Lineage: Eukaryota; Metazoa; Chordata; Actinopteri; Holocentriformes; Holocentridae. Gene Ontology annotation, cellular component: membrane. Bases 364 to 819 code for a protein of 151 amino acids. The transcript is spliced from 5 exons.